Messenger RNA from Ruditapes philippinarum (Manila clam), 656 nucleotides. Its product is annotated as thymidine phosphorylase-like. NCBI's taxonomy places the organism in Eukaryota, Metazoa, Mollusca, Bivalvia, Venerida, Veneridae. Bases 147 to 656 code for a protein of 169 amino acids. The record is from RefSeq and is a predicted model, not a curated record. Gene Ontology annotation, molecular function: 1,4-alpha-oligoglucan phosphorylase activity. Gene Ontology annotation, biological process: pyrimidine nucleobase metabolic process. The transcript has 3 exons. Gene Ontology annotation, cellular component: cytosol.
UGACAAACAUUCCAUGGAUUUUAACGACGUCGAUCAUUUUGUUUUUGUAGUAUGUUAUACGUUUUCCUUAUCAUAUGCAAAUCUUGAUUUAUUUUGAGAAUAAUUAAAUCAUAAAAGACAUUUUACUUCUGAGAGCAUUCGGUUAAAUGGAGAGAUUUAUUUUAUAUCAAAGAAGUGACAUUCAUAAGCCUACCGGAAAGGUAAAACAGAACAAUACGCCUAGAAAGAAAGAACAAAUCAAAGGAAACAAGGAUCAGGGUGCUGAUAAUGCUACCGAGGUAUCAAAACAGAAAGACGAACUAGUCAUAAGCUGUCAGAAACUGACAGCAGACGAAGACGUAAUUACCAAGGAAACUGAUAACAAUGUGAACUGUUUAGAGCAAUAUGGCCCGCCGGCAAAGAGGAUUAAGAGAGAAGAAAUAGGUGACAUGUUAAAGGUGAUAUAUAACAAAAGGCUUGACGAUGAAGAGACUGUCCAUCUAACAAGAGCAAUGAUAAAUUCGGGGAUUACCCUGCGAUGGCCUGCGGAUUGGAUAGUUUUCGAAAAGCAUAGCACCGAUGGUGUUGGUGACAAGGUCAGCUUAGUUCUUGCGCCUGUACUAGCAGCUUGCGGACUAAAGGUAUGCAUGUUAAGGGCUGUCCGGCGUAAAGCUUAG